GCAUGGUUAGAGAAUUAAAAAGGAAGGGAAAACGAUCGCGGGAGUUUAUAAAUCUAGAUAAAUGUACACUGAGUACACUCCCUAGUGACACCCUAAGUGUGAAUGAAGAAUACGAUGUCCUUUAUCGGUUGCUUGAGUUACUGCCGGAGAACUAUGCAAGCAAGAUUGCUGCAGAGCAGCGAGUUCCAGAAGAGUUGAUCAUUCUAAUCAUCUUAAAAGCAAGAUCUAUUAUUGCAAGUGAACCAAUCUUUAUAGAAAUGGAGUCUCCAAUUUAUAUUUGUGGUGAUCUUCACGGGCAAUACUAUGACCUAAUAAACAUUUUAAAUCGCUGUCCACCGUUAGGCGGUAAGGUGUUUGGUAGAAAAUCCACUGAUGCAGGAGAUUGCUCUAAUAAAAAAACAUUUAAUUUCUUGUUUCUCGGGGACUACGUCGAUAGGGGACCACGCUCGAUUGAGGUAAUGAUUACACUGCUUGUUCUCAAGAUCAUAUCACCAUCUAGCAUUACAAUGCUUCGAGGAAAUCAUGAGGAUGAGCAAAUUAUGCUUUUAUAUGGGUUCUUUGAUGAAUGCAAGCGCCGCUAUAGUAUUCAGCUUUUUAAAAUAUUUACAGACCUCUUUAGAGUUUUACCUGUAGCUGCAUUAGUUAAUGGAACAGUUUUUUGCAUGCACGGAGGACUCUCCUGCGAAUUGUUGCAUUUGAGGGAGAUUCCAGAUUUGCGUCCGUGUAAUGUUCCACAUUCUGGUAUCAUUUGUGACCUCCUUUGGGCAGAUCCCGAGUCAGAUUUACCGGAGGGCGUUGAUUGGGCACCUAGCACUCGCCGGAUUUCAUCUGUUUUUUCAGAGCGUGUUCUUGAAAAAUUUUUAAAGACCAAUGAAAUUGAUCUAGUUUGUCGUGCUCAUCAAGUGGUAGAGGAGGGCUUUCAAUUUUUUCCAAAUAACCAUAAACGUCAUCUUUUAACAAUAUUCUCCGCAACUAAUUAUUGCAAUGAGUUUGGGAAUCGUGGUGGCAUUUUGUGCAUAGAUGAAGAAGGUGUUUGCAGUAUUAUGACAUUCGAGCCUCCAAAUUUUGUUCAGCAGAGAGAUAUAAUGCUUAUUCGCGAUCCUUUGCCAAACCCAUUUGGAUCGGAGUAG
This is a messenger RNA of Phytomonas sp. EM1, 1130 nucleotides long. The record is from the annotation of a GenBank genome assembly. NCBI's taxonomy places the organism in Eukaryota, Euglenozoa, Kinetoplastea, Trypanosomatida, Trypanosomatidae.